This is a messenger RNA of Mitosporidium daphniae, 1833 nucleotides long. RefSeq lists its product as uncharacterized. The transcript is spliced from 5 exons. Lineage: Eukaryota; Fungi; Microsporidia. Bases 1 to 1833 code for a protein of 610 amino acids. The record is from RefSeq and is a predicted model, not a curated record.
AUGAUGCAAACCGAGUGCUACACGACAGCUGUACCGAUGCCUUCAUCACCCAAGCAGAUUGCCUCCAACGAGGUCGACAUUAGUGUGAUGGCCUUGCAUUAUCCCACACAAAUUUCUUAUCUGUAUUCCAAGGGAAUUUCCAACCUUACAAAAAGGCGCAUCCAAGCAAGGGGGAAACUUUCCAUGCUUAGCGAGGACAAGUUUCUUGAAAUCAUCAAGGAUGUUGUGUCAGAAUGGACUCUUCGCUUUCCUGAACACAUUGUUUCCUCGCAGAGCGAUGCCAAAGUUUCGUUUCAAAAGAGAAAGGCACCAAGAGUAAGCACCUCUGGCCUUUCGGAGCACAUGAAGCCAUUUGAUCAAGAAGAACGCGACGCAAAAUCGGCUGGAAGAUUUUCCUUCUUUAAUAAGAAGAUAGAAAAGUUAUUUGCGUUUGGCGGUUCACACCGGGAUCAUCGUAGCCUCAAGUCGCCAUCCCAACCGGUCUCUCCCACGUUCAGCGUUUCAAGCAAAAAAGUUCCAUUUGAUUUUGGAUCCAUCGAGUCGCUUCUGACCGAAAUUUCUUCAAAAUCCAAGCAUAAUCCCGAAAUCGACACCUCGCUUCUCGAUUCAAGCUAUUCUCUAUUUUCUGGAGAAUUUGAAAAGAAAAUUCGGGACCAAUCGCACAUAAUCUCGUCUCAAAAGGAAAUAAUUACCAKACAGCAACUUGAGAUUGAGAAGCUUAGAAAUGAAGCAAAUAUCGUAUCAAAGUCGCCCAAUGCUACGGACAUUGCCUCUGUCAUGAAGGCAUAUACGGUGCACAUCAAAAAAUAUCUUGUCUCUGUUGAGAAGCUGGAGAAAGAAUUUUCUGCCCUCAAGGUUGUUUCAAAGAAAAAGGACGAUGAUAAGGUUGCUGAGCCCUCUUCGUCCGGCGGUCGACUUUCUCUUUCGUUGCCCUCAAAAGUGAUCCUCAAUUCGUCAAAAAAUCUUAGAGUAAAAUGCACCACGUCCCUUGGUAUCAUUUUAAAGCUAUUGAAGAUUGCCUUUGGAGAUGAAAACCAAUUUCCUUUGGCUGAGACGAUUCGGCAGAUUGAAAUGCUAAUUCACGAUGUUGGCAUUCUUCUUUGGAGGAUAAGUCAGGCGAAAACCCUUUUUUUGAUAGCACUUGAAAGAUUUACUGUGGCAACGGUCGGUGAUGCCUAUCAAGAAGAAAUCAUAAAAUCCGCCGAAGAGGCCAAUUUUCAAGCUCAGCAUAUAACAUCUCCGUCGAUCAAGAAAAAAGAUGAUGUGCAUAUGAUCUGCGAUGAGGAAGAAACAUCUUCGACCCCUCCUUUGAGCGCUCUCGAUCUUGAUUCCUCCUCGACCGAUGCUAUUUUAAAGCCCAAAUCGGACAAGUUUGACUGUAUAAAGGAAAAAACGGACAAAAUCAUCCAAAUUGUGCAAAGCCUGCUGCUCCAACUUGCUGCAUCGUCAAAAAAUGGCCAGGAGCCCCCAAUUUCCAUCUUCCAAUCGACAAAGCUCUGCAAUGUGCUUUCACAGGUUAUCAUUUAUUCGAAUGGCCUUCUGGAGCGGUCCAAGGAGUUUAUUACGCUUCCGGCUAUGCUCCAUCAAAGGAUGAAUUCCGAGGCUGCCAUGUGCAAUCUUGAAAUAGCGGCUGGCACGUUUGGCGCGAUCAAGCAACUUAUUUUCCAAAAAAGAGCCGAUGGAAGUAGCGAAAAUGUUGAAUCCACCAUUGAGGAUGUUGCCCGUGCCCAGCUAGUUGAUGCCUGCCACUGCCUGAUCAAAGCUACCAGAGACUUUCACUGCAUUCUUGACCGAGUAGCUAAUGUCAACCAUCGACACAGCAGUAAUAAUUGA